CACCACGUUCACAGUUCACAGACUCAGAGACACUGACCUCCUUCUGACUUAGCAGUCUGUCUAAGUCGAUCCAUGAUCCAGUCUCAAGUGUCGACAUGCGGGAAGGUGGUGUUUGAAAAUCAUCGUCACUAUCCCACGUCUCUCUCCGAACGCUCCGCAUACGUAUCACCCAUUUUCGUUCACACUCAUUCACUCACCGACCGCACCCGCUUCUUGCUUGCUUCCCCCGCCAUUGUCAGUUGGCGCCACUCGUUCGCCGUGAAUUGAUGCCGGAUUCCCAUCUUCGAUCAUGAGUCCGAACGCCGACUUGAGGGGUCGAGCCAUCACACAAUUGCCCGACUUUGUGGUGGAUUUCCAAUCCGAGGAGUCUCUUCAUGUCGGAGCCAAGGCUUUGGUGAGUCAACUCAAACCCGAAUGGCCUCUGGAUGAGCUUCGGAUCAAGAAAUUCUCCGAGGGCAUCACCAAUGUGCUCGUGGGCGUCUACCGGGUGCCCAAUAAGCGUGAUAUGAUCAUGGUGCGGUGUUACGGGAAUCACACGGAGACCAUGAUCGAUCGUCAGGCGGAAAUCCGGAACAUGCUGGCUUUCUACGAUGCUGGAUGCGGUGCCCGACUCUACGGCACGUUUGCCAACGGCGUGGCCUAUGCAUUCAUCACCGGCACCAUGCUCACCACCGAGCUGGUAGUCCAGCCCAAAGUCAAUCAGCUCGUUUUAGAGAUGAUGGCCCGCAUGCAUCACUUCAAUGAUCAUCAAGAUCCCGCCGAGCGGCAGCCUUGUCUUUGGAAGUUGAUGCGCACCUUUUGGCGCUUGGUCCCGGAUCAAUACGACGAUCCCAAGAAGGCUCGCCGGUUCCAAGAACUCGGCUUGUUUUCCCGGAGCGAGCUGAAGCGUGAAAUUGACGUGUUCGAAGCUCUUCUGGGGGAUUGCGACUCGCCCGUGGUGUUCUGUCACAAUGAUCUCCUCCUGGGCAACGUCAUUCUCAGCGAAGACCAAUCUCAGGUUCGCUUCAUUGAUUACGAGUAUGGGGACAACAACUAUCAGGCUUAUGAUAUUGCCAAUCAUUUCACGGAAUACGUCGGAGUUGGCGAUCAUCUGGACUACCAACGGCUGUACCCUAAAGAGCCGGAACAAAAGGAUUGGAUCAAACGCUAUCUCCAGGCUUAUCAUGCCACUGCUGAGAUUUCAGAGGACUAUGUUCAUCGGACUUACGUUUUGGUGAACAAGUUCUCUCUCUUGGCCAACUUCACGUGGGCCAUGUGGUCGUUGGUUCAAGCCCAAUUGUCUUCGAUCGACUUUGACUAUUUCGACUAUGCCAAACAACGCUUUGACGAGUUCAAGCGCCAGAAACCCGUGUUUCUGGCUUUAGAAUGAGCCGCAAAUCGGCCAACAAGAGCGUUUCACCACAAGUGCAUUUACAAAUCUUUUAAACUUUUAUACCAAGUAUAUUAUAUACUUUAGCAUCACAUCUUUAUCUUUUGUUAGCUCUUUGUCAAUAAAUUCUAUCUUAUGAUACUA
This is a messenger RNA of Tigriopus californicus, 1513 nucleotides long. RefSeq names its product ethanolamine kinase 2-like. Gene Ontology annotation, cellular component: cytoplasm. Lineage: Eukaryota; Metazoa; Arthropoda; Copepoda; Harpacticoida; Harpacticidae. The record is from RefSeq and is a predicted model, not a curated record. Gene Ontology annotation, molecular function: ethanolamine kinase activity. Gene Ontology annotation, biological process: phosphatidylethanolamine biosynthetic process. The transcript has 2 exons. The coding region runs from base 290 to 1369 and encodes 359 amino acids.